UAACGGCACUCCAUGAUGCAAUUAAAACAAACAAAUGGGAUUCCCCAAUUGUAAAACCGUUCAAAGCCGUAAAAAACGAACUUACAUCUACCACACACGGUGUUAUACUUCGAGGAACACGGAUUGUCAUUCCGGACACAAACGACGAAGUAAAUGAAGUAAUCAUUAAAAAGGAAAUGAUAGAAUAUUUAACUGGUAUCGUUGAUCAGAUUAGUGAUGAAUCUGAAGGCACAGAAGACCCAGUUUCUAUUGAAGCGAUAAACAACGAAGUGACUGUACAACAACGUGCAAUAGAUAUAGCACAUGAGACACACUUAGGAAUAGAGAAAACGAAGUCUCUAACUCGUGAAAAAAUCUGGUUUCCGCAAAUUGACAACCAAGUCAAAAACACAAUUGCUAAGUGCACCACUUGUCAAGCUGUCGGACAGGCGAAUCCUCCAGAACCAUUACGUAUGACCGAAAUGCCAGAGUUACCAUGGAGAACUGUCCACAUAGAUUUUUAUGGUCCACUACCAUCGUCUGAAUAUCUUUUAGUGGCGGUAGAUAGAUACUCCAGAUUCCCAGAGGUUGAGAUCGUUCAUUCAACACGAGCCUCAACAGUCAUUCCAAAACUUGACAAAAUGUUCUCAGUCCAUGGCAUUCCUGACACCAUUAUAUCUGACAAUGGUCCCCUUUUAACGGAGACGAAUAUGCACGAUAUCUGA
Paramuricea clavata is the source of this 704-nucleotide messenger RNA. The record is from the annotation of a GenBank genome assembly. NCBI's taxonomy places the organism in Eukaryota, Metazoa, Cnidaria, Anthozoa, Malacalcyonacea, Plexauridae.